AUGGGGAAAGGAAACAGCAAGCUGGCACCAGAGGUUCUGGAUGACCUCACCAAGAGUACUGAGUUCAACGAGGCUGAGCUCAAGCAGUGGUACAAAGGCUUCCUCAAAGACUGGACCUGUCCCUCUGGUAUACUGAACCUAGAGGAGUUCCGACAACUAUAUGUGAAGUUCUUUCCGUACGGCGACGCGUCUAAGUUCGCCCAGCACGCCUUCCGGACCUUCGAUAAGAACGGGGACGGGACCAUCGACUUCCGGGAGUUUAUCUGUGCCCUGUCAAUCACCUCGAGGGGGACCUUUGAGCAGAAACUCAACUGGGCCUUCAACAUGUAUGACUUAGACGGAGACGGCAAGAUCACACGCAUGGAGAUGCUGGAGAUCAUAGAGGCGAUCUACAAGAUGGUUGGCACUGUGAUAAUGAUGCGUAUGAACGAGGACGGGCUGACUCCCCAGCAGCGCGUGGAUAAGAUCUUCUCCAAGAUGGAUAAAGAUCACAACGAUGAGAUCACGCUGGAGGAGUUCAAAGAGGCAGCCAAGAGUGAUCCCUCCAUCGUCCUACUGCUACAGUGUGACAUGCAGAAAUAGA
Messenger RNA from Oncorhynchus gorbuscha (pink salmon), 583 nucleotides. Its product is annotated as hippocalcin-like protein 4. The transcript is spliced from 5 exons. NCBI's taxonomy places the organism in Eukaryota, Metazoa, Chordata, Actinopteri, Salmoniformes, Salmonidae. Gene Ontology annotation, molecular function: calcium ion binding. The record is from RefSeq and is a predicted model, not a curated record. Bases 1 to 582 code for a protein of 193 amino acids.